Molecule: messenger RNA, 2428 nt
Organism: Anopheles aquasalis
Lineage: Eukaryota; Metazoa; Arthropoda; Insecta; Diptera; Culicidae
Source: RefSeq, a predicted model, not a curated record
GUCGGCCACCCCCCGAGAUCCGCUGCGCCGCGAAUGGCCGGGGAACUGUGUAAAGUGUGGCCCACAACGGACCCGUGAUAAAUCCCGUGGAAACCUUCAAAAUGCUCUUCAUCCGGAGAGGGCAGAGGUUCCAUCUUCUCGUUCCGGAAUCGGUGUAGUUUUCGUGCGCUUGUUGGUUUAGAUAGGCCCUCGGCUCGUCGGCGCCACCACCACCUAGGUCACGCAUCGCCCAGCAACAAGCAUCAUCAUCAUCAUCAUCAUCAUCAGCGAUCGUAAUCAUCGCACCCUAUUAUCGGGUCAGUAGACCGAGCGUGACCAUGAGCGAUCAGGAUGAUCCGCUGGCGGGGGGCCAACCGCAAACGCAAACACCACGCAGCUCGCUCGGUUCGGGCGCCCUGUCGUACAGCAACUCCUCCAUCUCACCCUCGACCAGCUCGAGCGGUUCGCAGGGUUCGGCCAAAUCGGCCGUGAGCGAGUGUUUGGGUGCGUGGUUGAACUAUCUGCAGAUCAUGAACAAUCUGUGUGCGGCCGGGUACCGGCUAGCGCAAACCAUAGCAGCCCUUGAACCGUGGGCCUACUUCGAUCAAACCGCUGCUGCUGCUGCUGCUGCUGGUGGUCAACAGGGGACCACUGGCGGUACCGCCUCCGCCACCACCAAUCCGCUCAUCGGUGGCGUUACACCGAUGCCUCCCAGUUCCGGUUCACAGCGGGAGCUUCCGUUCGCUGGCGGUCCCCAGGGCAUACCGUCCCAUAUGGCCUUCCAGUUCAUCACGGCCUGGGACGAACUGGCCCGUGCGUCUGUCAUGGCAACCAGCACCGUAAAGUCGCACAUCGUGAGCGUGCUGCAGGACUUUAAGACGCAACCGUUGGCCACGGUCGAGCAGGAAAGUGAGCUGCUACAUAUCAAGGAAUACAAUCAAACGAUCCUUCAGGACAACGCACAAACGAUGAUCAACCUGCAGCACCAGUUCUGUGUUGCGUCGUGUGACGCGUUUGCUCAGCUCAUGUGCUGCUAUCAGUGCCAGACGCAGGUGGGUUUCCCGCACGAUCCCGAGUGUCCGAUGGUACAGCAUCCGAUGUCGGCCGCGGCUACCAUUGCCCGGUCGGGUGAACAGCAGCGUUCGCAAACGCCAUCGCCACAUUUUGGACCAAAGAUGGAUGUUGGUCCAUCGCGGUUGUACGAUCGAACGGGAUCGAGCUCAACGCAGGGUUCGUCCUCCGAUCAUGGCACUACGGCGUACGAGCAGACACGUGGUCCCUCGCCACACGAUAUCCGUGGACCGAGCCCGAUUCAGGGCUACCUGGAUAACAUUCGUGGUCCACUACCGAAUCCGGGGCACCUAUCGGGCAUGAAGGCACCGUUUUAUCGGGGCUCGCGGUCUCCCCUUAACUUUCCACUCUUUACGCUCAACGGACAACGACGCUGGUCGGAAGCGGCCGCCGGUGAGGUCAACUCGGAGGCAGCACUCGAUCCCGAAAGCCAGAUGCGCCGCUGGUCGAUGCCGUGGGAAGCGAAAGCCGACAAGACGACCGUCCACUGGAAUCAAACGCGCCUAAUGCCGGUCUCGAAGCUAGCCGUUCCACCCGGGGCUGGAGGGCCGGCCGGCAGUGGGGGAAACAAGUCAUCGUCACACGGUGACCGUAGCCAAAGCACAACACCCGACUCUACCUGGCACUCUUCGAUCACUAGCCAAGAUGGUCUGGUGGAAGCCAUUCAGCUGCUCUCCUGCCGACCCAUCCAUCGACUACAGGCACCGACGAUGAUGAUGAUGAUGCCGCCACCCAACAUUGGGCCACCGUUCGUCGAGGAACCGUCCGGAAUGCAUCAGGAACAGGAACAUGAUACGGUGGACCCGGUACCCGCUCAGCAGCACCAUCACGCCACCAACACCAUGAUGGGCGGGGGCAACCCGUCAGGCCUGUACGGUAUCUGGACGCAGCAAAACCCUCCCAGUGCUAUACUGCGCCAGCAGUCGAUCCAAGAGCGUAUGGUCCCACCGAUGAACUAUAUCCGCGAGCAGGACUCAUCGAUCGAUGAGCAUCCGCCUUCCUAAGAAAUGUCCCGGUGACGGACUCGCACCAUCAUUAGACAUAAUCUCACGAUCGCAAUCGCGACCAACCAAAGCAUACCACAUAGCAUACCAAAGCAUACCACCACAAUGCAGCAAAAACGUACCAAAAACGGGCAACAACACAGUGCACAUUGACACUGAUGAUAUUUCAUGUACUUUUGUAAUCCAUUUUUACGAACCGAAGUAACCGAUGAUAUUCAAAGGUGUAACUCCUCAGCCAAAAAGAAGAAGGGACAAAAAAUAACUAAACAUUCUCAGUCAUUUCAGUCGUGCUAGUUGUAAGAGUGUAAACGAAUGAUCGUUCAUACAUAGCGAGGUUCGGUGAUUUUUAGGGCCAGACGCAUUAGCAUAUUCAG